CUGUGAUCUUAUUAGUAUAUUUAUCCAAUUUUCGUUUGAAUUACUUAAAUUAUUUAUUUUUAUUUUAUUUGUUCCUGUACUGGCGAUGACUUAAAUCUGCUACAAUGAAUGAUGUUGCAAAUGCCACUGAGGCGGCGUCUCUCGCUGUCCGUUUUGAUCAAAUGAAGGAGACGGAGAAAGCUGUAGAAUGCUACCGAAGAGCAGCUCGUUUUCUGGAUAGAGCUCUCGCAAGAGACAUCGUACCACCAGAAAACAGGCGUAGCUUUGCUGACAAAGUGCGGGAGUAUCUUGAAAGAGCGACUGCUUUGCAGGAACAGAAAGAUAGGUCACACCAAGAAGAGAGUGACAGGGUGAUGCAGCAAUGCUAUUUCCUGAUGCAGCAGGCACUGGACGCGGAUGAGGCCAAUAAUAAAGAAUUUGCACUGCAGUGGUACACAAAAGCUGUGGAAAUGAUUAUGUCUAUUAAAAUGACUGACAGUGAGAAAAAGGAAGAAUUAAAUUCAUUAGCAAGACAAGCUUUAAGUAGGGCUGAGGAAUUGAAGGGCAUUAAGUUCAGUAAUCUCUCUUUAAAUGAGCAAAAGAAACCAGCUUUGUCACCAAGUAAAGUAAAUUUACAAAGGGAGCAAAGUGUAUCACAGUUGAAAGUCAGCGGCAAAUACACAUAUACAUUGGAAGAGAAAGAAGUGCUCCGCGACACUUCAAAAAUUAACAACAAUUGCUUUUUACCAUUCAUGGAUGUAGAUUUGUCAGAGAGGUUUCAAUAUGCUAUACCGUUUGAGGACCGCGCGAGUGAACUGAAGUUAUCUAUAAAACAGGAGCGCGAGUUCGACAGUUGGGUACGCCCACACGAGAUAUGUGCGGACCCGAAACUGAUUGUCGGCGACUAUCUGGACUGUUUCAGUAUUAAACAAACUAUAGUAUCAGAUUGCUCGUUUGUGGCCUCACUCGCCGUCAGUGCCUUAUACGAGCGGAGGUUCAACAAGAAAAUCAUAUCCAAUAUCAUAUAUCCAAGGAACAAAAAUAAACAGCCUGUAUACAAUCCAUUUGGGAAAUAUAUGGUGAAGUUGCACCUUAAUGGCGUAAGAAGAAAGGUGAUAAUAGACGACAGGUUACCGUACAGCAAGUAUGGGCGGCUCUUGUGCUCUUAUUCGAGCAACAAGAACGAGUUCUGGAUCUCGAUGCUAGAGAAGGCGUACAUGAAGGUUAUGGGCGGAUACGACUUUCCAGGAUCGAACAGUAACAUAGAUCUGCACGCUCUAACCGGCUGGAUACCGGAACGGUGCGCGAUCCGGCCGGACGAGCCGGACUUCAAUAGCGACGCGCUGUACGAGAAGAUCCGCAGCCGGCUGUCGUCGGGCGACGUGCUGGCCACCGUCGCCACCGGCGCGCUCGCAGACUCGGAGGCAGACCGCACCGGGCUGGUCGCCACGCACGCAUACGCCGUACUAGACGUCAGGAUCGCAGAGGGUGUAAAACUCCUAAAGCUAAAGAACCCGUGGUCACAUCUACGCUGGCGGGGGAACUAUUCAGAAUUAGACACGUUGCACUGGACUCCAAGUCUUCGGGGUUUCCUCAACUACGACCCGGACAGCGCGGCGCAGUACGACAACGGCGUGUUCUGGAUCGAUUAUGCCAGUAUACUGAAGUUCUUCGACGUUUUCUAUCUGAACUGGAAUCCGGAGCUGUUUAAAUUCACAUACUGUAUACAUCAAAAAUGGGAUGCAGGCAGCGGUCCGUCUAAGGAUAUGUACACAGUAGGGGAGAAUCCUCAGUUCUCGUUACACGUGCAAGGCAAAGGCGCGGUAUGGUUGCUACUCACUCGGCAUAUCACGCAGAUAGAUGAUUUUAAGGACAACAAGGAAUAUAUAACGUUACUAGUCUAUAAGAAUAACGGGAGGAGAGUUUAUUACAGGCAAGAGCCGCCGCCGUACAUCGAUGGAAUUCCUAUCAACAGUCCUCAUUACUUGUGCAAGAUAAUAGUGGGUGAGCGCGGUUGCGACCGUUACACUCUCGUUGUGUCUCAGUACGAGAAAAGUCGCACUAUAUAUUACUCGCUGCGUGCAUACGCGACCUGUCCAUUCGCACUCACUAAAUUAGAGACAUAUCCGCAUCUGACUACUUUAAAAGGUGAAUGGUCAGGUCGUACCGCUGGCGGCUCCGAGAACCAUCCGCAGACAUAUCCGAAUAACCCCAAGUUCAUCAUCACCGUACCGGACAGCGUCACUCCGAGCAGCGUAGUGGUGGAACUGAGGGGUCCAAAGCAGUACAAUAUUGGGAUCGAUGCAACAGUUGAGUCAUUGAACGAUCCCACAGUCACUGCGCCGUUUAGGAAGGAGUCUUCGGGACCUUAUAGAUCAGGCUUCGCGGUUCUCGAUCUGCCCAGCUUGCCGGCCGGUCGCUACGUUCUCACUGUCAGCACGUUCUAUCCUGCUCAAGAUGGACCAUUCAUACUAAACAUGAGAUCUACCUGCAAAUUGACUUAUGAGGCACGCAACUAGAGAUGUACACGCAUUAGAGAACACACUUGUUUAUUGCGAUCUGCUUAUUAUUAGAGAUAAUUUUAACAGGAAACUUAUAGGCUAGUAAAUAAUUUUAUCACUAUUAAUAUCAUGUUUCAUGCGCAGUAACAAUUUUACAUAUAAAAUCGUUUGUAAAGUCCUAAGUCAUCUUUUAAAAUACUCGACAUAGUUCUAGGAACUGUCGUUGUCGCGAGAUUAUAUAUCUUCAAUGCGAUUCAAACCCAAAGAUUUUUUUUCAAAUUUGGUUGUAGUUUCUAAUUCUAACGUUUAUAGAUACCACAUUUAAAACUUUGGAGGUAAUGGAGCUUUCUCUCUGUUAUCUAAUGUUUUAAAGAGUAACUUAAGCUACUCUAUUUCAGAAAUUUAAAUUAUUAAAAAAAAAUACUUAAAUUCUACUGCGCAGGUUUUAUUGUCCAUGUUUAAUGAAUAUAAAUUAAAUGUAAAUUGCUUUACAGUGUUAUUUUUUUAGGACGAAGAAUAGAAAGACGUAAUCUACAUUUUUUGACAUUGACAACAAAUAUUUGAUAGUAUUUUUAGCGCGAAAUUGUUAACAUGACAUUAGUUUUAUUUCUCAAGUCCUU
Messenger RNA from Achroia grisella, 3100 nucleotides. RefSeq names its product calpain-7-like. Lineage: Eukaryota; Metazoa; Arthropoda; Insecta; Lepidoptera; Pyralidae. The record is from RefSeq and is a predicted model, not a curated record. The coding region runs from base 105 to 2498 and encodes 797 amino acids. Gene Ontology annotation, molecular function: calcium-dependent cysteine-type endopeptidase activity. Gene Ontology annotation, biological process: proteolysis. The transcript has 13 exons.